CGGACUGACUGACUGACGGGCGGGCGGACGAGGCCGCCGGAGGCAGCGGCUGCCCCGAGCCGCCGGGUGCGAGGAGGACUGCCUUUGGACUGUGAGCACCUGGACAGGGUGAUGCAGCUGCACCUAGAGGGCCAGGCCUGGAUGGCUGGGAUUUAAGAUUUUGCCAAAGGAAACUCAAUCAGAUUUAAGCCUUCACGACUGCUCCUAAGGAAGAGAGCGUUAAGUUUUCAGAAGGAGUUCUCACUUGAAGAUAAAGAAGAACUUGCGAACAGCACAAAGGAUAUUGAUGCUAAUCUCUUAGCAGUACUUCCCAAAGUUUCAGAAUUAAGAAAACUCUUUGAACCAAACAACCGAGAUUUUUUGGAAAUGAAAAGAAAAGAAAGAAUAGCUAGGCGCUUAGAGGGAAUUGAAAAUGAUACACAACCUAUGCUUCUACAAAACUGCCCAGGAUCAGUCACACACCGUUUGCUAGAGGAAGAUACACCAAGAUAUAUGCGUGCAACUGACCCAUACAGCCCCCACUUAGGAAGAUCAAAUGAAGAGGAGGAAACUUCAGAUUCUUCUCUAGAGAAACACCCCAGAUCAUCCAGAUACCGAUCAGAAACCACAGGAGGUAAUACAGAGCCCUUGUACAGUACAGCAAACAUGGAUGUCCAGGAACUAGAGUCAAAAGCAGAGAGAAUAGCUAGGUACAAGGCAGAGAGGCGACGCCAGCUGGCAGAAAAGUAUGGACUAUCUCUUGAGUCUGAUUUGGAUUCUGACUACUCAUCCAGAUAUACACGGGCAAGGAAAGAUCCUGACAGCGUGGAAAGAAAGGGAGUGAAAAGUGAAAGGCAAGAUGAUGAAAACAAGGACUAUGGCACCCUCUAUUUUUCCAGGACUGAGACAAAGGCAUCAAAGAGUGUGAUUUCUGAUUCCAAAGAAUACUCCAGCCGUGAAGAUAAAGAUGGCCUCUCAAAUGAAAAAAGUGUUAGAAAAGCAGAUGACAGUGCCAUUAGACAGCCUUCUGACCCUUCAGCAACCUUGGAUAGUUCUGUCUCCCUUUCACUUUCUGGACGAGACUCUUCCUGCUAUAAUGAAGUGCCAAUACCACCAAAGCAAGCCCCCCGAGAGUCCCUCUCUCCACCGAAGCGGGCAGCCUCACCCACCCACUUGCAGAAUGACCAGCCCUUGCACAGUAACAGCAGACAAAGUAGUGCAGGGAAAGCAAAACCUGAAUGGUUUCUUCAGAAAGAUUCAGAAGGAGACACAUCUUCACUUAUCAGCUGGCCCUCCAGAGUAAAAGUUAGAGAGAAAUUGGUGAAAGAGGAAAGUGCUCGUGGAAGCCCUGAACUUGUCACAGACACAGUAUCACAGAGAAAAUCCCAUCCAGUGCCAGCCCACUACAUGCCUCUUCAGACAGAAACGUCUGCCUUUGAUAGGGUUAUAAAUCAGCCCGUCAGUUCCGUCCGCCAGCCAAUCCAUGGCUAUAUCCAGCCUGCUGGCAUUGCUCACACGGCUCAGCUGAUGGCAGCAGAAGAGCCAGCAAACACUCCUGCUGGCAGCCUCCUCCCGACAGACAGCGUUAGCCUCGGAACAAAGUCCUCAGCAGCCACUGCAUCGGAGAGCGAAAAGAAAGAAGCACCUGGUUACGGAGCAAAACCUGCUGAAGAAGAUUCCUUGGAGGGUGAACAGGCCUCCAAAGGCAGAAGGCCCAUUCUGCCGUCUGAGAUUCGCAAGCAAGGGAAGAACCACGAGGGCCUCUUCAGCGGAGGAGAAUUGGAGACCCCUGUGGGGAGUUCCUCCUUUGCAAGCAAGCCGAAAGUUAACUCAGAAGUUCAGAGGGAGUUGGAAUGCAAUAAGAGGCAGGCCCCAGAGCAGCAGUUUAAGACCCCUGAGAACGUAGAAAGGAGUGAAGCUGUUAUGUACAUACAGAGCGGGUCUGUAUUGCAGCCUGACAAGGCAAAGGCUCCUGUUUGGAAAGUGUCAACAACAAAGCAUAAGGUCCUGACUCGCUCCAUGUCUGACUAUACUGUGACUACUAAGCUAGAGCCUUUUAAAAGCAAGGAGAGCAUGGAAGCAAAUCCACCAAAUGGUGAGAUUGGCAUGGUUGACACAAAAGUCUCUGUUGCCCAGCUCCGUAAUGUCUUUCUGGAGUCUGCUAAUGCCAACAAGAAAACGGAACUUGACUCUCGGUUUGAGAUGUCGGCAGCAGGUAGUACUGUGUCUGCCAAUGGGGACCGUGGGCCACGAAAGGCAAGGCGCUAUUUUACUCCUGGUGAAAAUAGAAAGACUUCUGAGAGAUUUAAAACUCAACCCAUAACAUCAGCAGAACGAAAGGAGACAGAUAGGUCAAUUUUGUAUGCAGAAAUACCAACUGCUGACGAUGAAGAAAAAUUGGAUGACCGAGCUAAACUAAGCGUAGCUGCAAAGAGACUCCUUUUUAGAGAAAUGGAAAAAUCAUUUGAAAUGAAAAAUAUUCCCAAACCACCUGCCAGAAGUUCGGCAGUAGAGAGAAGGCUGCGGCGCUUGCAGGACAGGUCUCACACACAGCCCAUCACCAGUGAGGAGGUGGUCAUUGCAGCCACUGAAACUACCCCUGCUUCACGUUCUGUGAAUACCCACACAGUAGUGACAAGAGUACCUAGUCCCACUGUAGUUAAGAGCACUGUACAACCUACCAGCUUGCAGGCAUCAGCACACCAAAAAAUUUUAGCUAAAGAGGAGAUAAGAGCAGCCAAAGAGGCGAUGGGGCAAGAUCAGUCUGAGGAACCAGAUUCUUCCACCUUAAGCUUGGCAGAAAAGAUGGCUUUGUUUAACAAACUGUCUCAACCAGUAUCCAGGGCCAUCUCCACCAGGAAUCGGGGAGAUAUGAGGCACAGGAGAAUGAAUGCUCGUUACCAGACCCAGCCAGUCACUCUUGGAGAAGUUGAACAGGUACAGAGUGAAAGUGGAAAGAUUGCCCCCCUGUCAUCUGCAGUUGCAACAUCGAUUUCAGCCAUGGCCUCUGCCCUUGCUCCGUUGUUUGGGGACCUGCCCGGGAAGCCAGGGACUGAUGGAAGAGGGAGUGCUGCCACCAGGUUCCACCCUACAGCAGACAACUUGGACUCAUCAGGAAAACACACACACAAGUCAGAACAGUGGCAGCCCUCAAUGGAAGCACUAGAAAGCAGAAAAGCAUCAAAGAAACAUGAAGAAGAAAGAAAGAGGUUUCUAGCCCAUGAAGCUAAUGAAAUUAAAAAGUACAGCUCCUUUGAGGAUGAAACCACACAUCCUGUUCCUGAAAAAACAGGAGACCACCAUAAAGACACAGCAUACAGCUUCCUGAGGAAGGGCAGCUUGGAACUGUUUGGUUCACAAGCACUUUUUCAGCCUUUGGAACAGAAGGAAAUCGAUACUGGCAUGCAAGACCAUGCUGAGCCUUCUUCUGAACUCACCAGCACAUCAGCCAUGAGGACAGUUUCACAAACAGCAUCUGCAGCAUCCUGUAGACUGCAGGAGCUCUCUGAACAAUUGGAAGGCAAAUUUUAUAAGAAUUCCUGUGAGAUGUUUUCCAUGGGAGAGAGCAAAGCACAAACAGCUGAGGAUGUCCUUGAUAAUUCCAGCAAAACAAUGUCAAUUAAGGAAAGGUUGGCAUUGCUGAAGAAGAGUGGUGAAGAAGAUUGGAAGAGCAGGCUCAGCAAAAAGCAGGAGUAUGCAAAAGUGCCUGGCGCUGAUCGCAGUGCGCAGAUGCAAGAAGUUGAGCAGCUGUUGAAGAAGCAAAGAAUGGCAGAUAACCAGGAGAGCCAGAUGACCAUUGAGGAGAGGAAACACCUGAUUACAGCUCGAGAAGAAGCCUGGAAGUCCAAGGGUAAAGGAGCAGCCAAUGACUCCACACAGUUCACUGUAGCUGGCCGAAUGGUAAAAAAAGGCCUGGCUUCUCCAAGUGCACUCACACCAGUAGCAUCCCCUUUCCGGCAGAAGUCUACCACUCCAGUUACAAAGCCCUUGGAAGAAAUUGAAGCCAGGCCUGAUAUGCAGUUGGAAUCAGAUAUGAAGCUUGACAAGUUGGAGUCAUUCUUGGGAAGGCUGAAUAACAAAGUUGCUGGGAUGCAAGAGACAGUGCUGACAGUUACAGGAAGAUCUGUGAAAGAGGUGAUGAAGCUGGAUGAUGAUGAAACAUUUUCCAAAUUUUAUCGCCGUGUGGAUUUCCCUUCCUCCUCAGUGCCUUUGAACCUUGAUGAGGACUUCGAUGCCAUCUUUGAUCCUUAUGCACCAAAGUUGACAUCUUCUGUAGCAGAGCACAAACGUGCAGUUAGGCCCACACGCAGAGUCCAGUCCUCAAGGAACCCUCUGAAAAUGCUUGCAGCAAGACAAGAUAUUCUUCAUGAAUACACUGAACAAAGACUGAAUGUUGCCUUCAUGGAGUCAAAGCGAAUGAAAGUAGAAAAAAUGUCUACAAAUUCAAAUUUCUCAGAAGUAGCACUUGCUGGUCUGGCAAGCAAAGAGAAUUUCAGCAACAUUAGCCUGAGGAGUGUUAAUCUGACAGAGCAAAACUCUAACAACAGUGCUGUGCCAUACAAGAAGCUAAUGCUCCUGCAAAUUAAAGGAAGAAGACAUGUUCAAACAAGAUUAGUUGAACCAAGAGCCUCAUCACUGAACAGUGGAGACUGUUUCCUGUUGUUAACUCCACAUUUAUGUUUCUUGUGGGUAGGAGAGUUUGCAAAUGUCAUAGAAAAAGCAAAGGCUUCAGAACUUGCAACUUUAAUUCAGACAAAGAGGGAACUUGGCUGUAGAGCUUCUUAUAUACAGACUAUAGAAGAAGGAAUAAAUACCCAUACCCACGCAGCCAAAGACUUCUGGAAACUCCUUGGUGGACAGACAAAUUACCAGUCUGCUGGAAGUCCUGAAGAAGACGAAAUGUACGAAGCCGCAAUAAUAGAAACAAAUUGCAUUUACCGCCUCGUAGAGGAUAAACUCAUUCCCGAGGAUGACUACUGGGGAAAGGUGCCAAAAUGUACCCUGCUACAACCAAAAGAGGUGCUGGUGUUUGAUUUUGGCAGUGAAGUAUAUGUAUGGCAUGGAAAAGAAGUUACUUUAGCACAAAGAAAAGUGGCAUUCCAGCUGGCAAAACACUUGUGGAAUGGCACCUUUGAUUACUCCAAUUGUGAUAUAAAUCCUCUGGACCCUGGAGAAUGCAAUCCCCUCAUACCCAGAAAGGGACAAGGACGCCCAGACUGGGCUGUAUUUGGCAGACUCACAGAACAUAACGAGACAAUACUGUUCAAAGAAAAAUUUCUCGAUUGGACAGAACUGAAGAAACUCAAUGAGAAGAAUUCUACUGAAUCCCUUCACCAGAAGGAAGAAUCCAGAUCUGACUCUAAACCAUAUGAUGUCAUGCUAAUGGUAGCUGUGCCUCAAACAACUGUGGGCACGGUCUUGGAUGGAAUGAAUAUUGGCCGGGGUUAUGGACUGGUAGAAGGAGAAGAUGGGAGGCAGUUUGAAAUUAUCACUGCCUCUGUGGAUGUCUGGCAUAUCCUGGAAUUCGAUUACAGUAGACUGCCUAAGCAAAGCAUAGGGCAGUUCCAUGAGGGAGACACAUAUGUGGUGAAGUGGAAGUACAUGGUGAGCACUACAGUUGGAAGCAGACAAAAAGGAGAGCAACAAGUACGGGCUGUUGGAAAAGAGAAAUGUGUGUAUUUCUUUUGGCAAGGAAGGCACUCCACAGUGAGUGAGAAAGGAACAUCAGCACUCAUGACAGUGGAACUUGAUGAAGAGAGAGGAGCACAGGUACAAGUGCUUCAAGGGAAAGAACCACCGUGCUUCUUGCAGUGUUUCCAAGGAGGGAUGAUUGUGCAUGCUGGAAGAAGGGAAGAGGAAGAAGAAAAUGCACAAAGUGACUGGAGGCUUUAUUGCGUGCGAGGAGAAGUUCCCAAUGAAGGAAACUUACUUGAAGUAGCGUGUCACUGCAGCAGCCUGCGUUCCAGGACAUCCAUGAUCGUCCUCAAUAUCAACAAAGCUCUCAUCUACCUGUGGCAUGGCUGCAAAGCACAGUCUCACACCAAGGACGUAGGAAGAACAGCAGCCAAUAAAAUAAAAGAACAGUGUCCACUGGAGGCAGGGCUGCACAGCAGCAGCAAGGUGACGAUUCAUGAAUGUGAUGAAGGGUCAGAGCCCUUGGGAUUCUGGGACGCCUUGGGGAGGAGAGAUCGGAAGGCCUAUGACUGCAUGUUGCAAGAUCCUGGAAAGUUUAAUUUCACACCCCGCCUGUUCAGCCUCAGUAGUUCAUCAGGAGAAUUCUCAGCCACUGAGUAUGUUUACCCUUCAAGAGACCCUGCUGUCAUCAAUUCCAUGCCAUUCUUGCAAGAGGAUCUUUACACUGCCCCACAGCCAGCACUCUUCCUUGUUGACAAUCACCAUGAAGUGUACCUGUGGCAAGGCUGGUGGCCUGUGGAGAACAAAAUCACUGGAUCAGCUCGAAUCAGGUGGGCUACGGACAGGAAAUGCGCCAUGGAGACGGUGCUCCGGUACUGCAAAGGAAAAAAUGUAAAGAAGCCCCCAAAAUCCUAUCUAAUCCAUGCUGGCCUAGAGCCUCUGACAUUCACUAAUAUGUUCCCAAGUUGGGAGCACAGGGAAGACAUCGCAGAGAUCACAGAAAUGGAUGCUGACGUUUCUAAUCAGAUAAUACUUGUAGAGGAUGUGCUGGCCAAGCUGUGUAAAACAGUGUAUCCAUUAGCAGAUCUCUUAGCUAGGCCUCUGCCUGAGGGAGUUGAUCCACUGAAGCUUGAAAUUUACCUUUCAGAUCAGGACUUUGAGGUUGCAUUAGAGAUGACAAGAGAGGAGUACAAUGCGCUGCCAUCUUGGAAGCAAGUUAACCUGAAGAAGGCAAAAGGACUUUUCUGAGCUGUGUUUAUGGAAGUGAGCACAAAAGGGACGUCCACUCUCACUUUCUAUGUCCUUUAAAGGAAUUGUACCCUACAUUUACAGAACAAAUAAAAAUAAUCCGAAGUUAUUAGCGACUACCUAUCUGGAGGUGUGUAAUAUUAUAAUAAAAGGCCAAGAGAACUCUUUGAAAAUGGAAUUCAAUUUUGACUCUUAAAGGUAAUGUUUUUAAGCUCCAUUCUCCUAUGCACUUAAACAGUAGUUUCUUGAGCUACUGCUGCAGGUGUCCUUUGGCUAUAUCCAAUACUUGCCAUUUUUGUUUUUAAAGAAGUUCUCUUUGUAAAGUGUUAUUUUGUUAGUUUGUGGAUUACAAAGAAUUUAUAUUUAUAUAAACACAUAGAACAAGUAUGUAUUUAACAAUGCAAUAUGUAUUCACUUUCAAGACUUCCAUGUCAAAACUACAGAAAAGUAGCUGGAUGGCAGUUGCUUGUACUGAAUUAGCUAUACCACCAAUAUGUAUCUCCUUUGCAUUCUGAAAAGUUUCUCUUUGCUCAGUGCUGCUUCAGGUGCUAAACUGAACAAAGCGUUUGUAUUUAUAGCAUGGAUUUCUUGAGAAACUAUGCGAAUCAACCUUUAUACUUUAUUAUCCAAAAAUGUAUAGUGCCUUGUUUUUUGUGUACAGUUUAUAUACAAAAAAAAAUUUGGUCUGCAUUUUGAAGAUGGCUUAGAACGGUCUCCUAUGUUACUUUUAUAAUAGUAGAAAUAAAAACAUCUCAGUUUCUAAUCCUUGUUGUAAACAUUAAACAUGUCUUUUGUGAUAUAAGAACCGAAAGUAAAAGCUUCUGAAUAAACUCUUAGCAAUGCUCUGACUUGUCAUUAAUUUGUACUGUAAUCUGUACUAGCAUUGGAACCUUCCAUAACAUAGUAUUUUCUCAAAAUAUUUUAACCUUUGAUGUAUGUGGGUAUUGUACAGAGUUAUAAUUUGAGAAGCAGAUAAUGUAGAAAAUAAUCAAUGUAUGAGAUAAAGUUGGGCAAAACUUUAAUGCUGAAUGUUGGAACCUGUCAGUCACACAACUCUGUAUUCUUUGGGUUUCCCUGUUUUAUAUGCGAAACCAAAAUUAUUAUGCUGGUUUUCAAAAUUUGAAAAAAAUCUUUUCAACCUUUGUGCAAUUGGGAGUAAAAUUUGAAUUGAAAA
Passer domesticus (house sparrow) is the source of this 8035-nucleotide messenger RNA. RefSeq names its product supervillin (gene SVIL). The transcript has 39 exons. Bases 367 to 6861 code for a protein of 2164 amino acids. Gene Ontology annotation, molecular function: phosphatidylinositol-4,5-bisphosphate binding; actin filament binding. NCBI's taxonomy places the organism in Eukaryota, Metazoa, Chordata, Aves, Passeriformes, Passeridae. Gene Ontology annotation, biological process: barbed-end actin filament capping; cytoskeleton organization; actin filament severing. The record is from RefSeq and is a predicted model, not a curated record. Gene Ontology annotation, cellular component: cytoplasm; actin cytoskeleton.